Molecule: messenger RNA, 2156 nt
Organism: Ceraceosorus guamensis
Lineage: Eukaryota; Fungi; Basidiomycota; Exobasidiomycetes; Ceraceosorales; Ceraceosoraceae
Product: Nop domain-containing protein
Exons: 4
Coding region: 222-1994 (590 amino acids)
Cellular component (GO): small-subunit processome; box C/D methylation guide snoRNP complex
Molecular function (GO): snoRNA binding
Source: RefSeq, a predicted model, not a curated record
CGGUGAACGCCGCGACAGCAUGGAUGACAAUCACUGAGUUGCAGCGCUUCCUUUGACGCUCCACAUCCAAAUCAUCUUUUCCGAAAUAACUUUAUACACCUCGCAUCUUGUCCCGCACCCACAUUCGCGGCCCUGCUGACGGUCAUCAAGCUCUAGAGCAGCGGAUUGCUCGUCGUCGCUAAACCAUUGCCUUCAGACUUCGGACUUGCUGCACGCUCACGAUGGUGCUGGUACUGUUCGAGACAGCUGUGGGCUUUUGCCUUUUCAGGCUCUCGGAGCCUGGCGCAUUGACGUCCAAAGAUUUGCACAAGCAGUUCGAAUCGGCGGAUUCUGCCUCGCGUCUAGUGAAGCUGAGCGCCAUUCAUCGGUUUCAGUCCACAGCCGAGGCGGUGGAGGAUGUGUCAGCAUUAGGGGACGGCAAAAUGUCUAAAGGUCUGAAAAAAUUCCUCACCUCGGAGAUCGUCGAUGCAAAGCAAAAGGAGCAAUUGGUCGUGACUGACCCCAAGUUGGGAGGUACGAUUUCCAAAAAGCUAGGCAUUCAAGUCACUUCAGACUCUUCCGUCUUGGAACUCUACAGAGGCAUCCGUCAGCACUUGGCCCCCCUGCUCUCGCUCAGCUCGCCUGAUGGCGCUACUUCGAACGGCCUCGACCCUAGAGAUCUCAACACCAUGUCAUUGGGUCUCAGCCACAGUUUGUCUCGGUACAAGCUCAAGUUCAGCCCUGACAAGGUAGAUACCAUGGUCGUGCAAGCGGUCGGUCUUCUGGACGACCUGGACAAGGAGCUGAACAUUUACGCCAUGAGAGUCAAGGAAUGGUACGGAUGGCAUUUCCCCGAAAUGGGCAAGCUGAUCACGGACAACAUCGCCUACUCCAAAUGCGUGCUUGCCAUGGGUUUCAGAACUUCUUGCAGCACGACCGACUUUAGCGAGAUCUUGCCGGAGGAGCUGGAGGAAACAUUGAAAGCUGCCGCAGAGAUCAGUAUGGGGACGGAGAUUUCAGACACGGAUUUGAGCCACAUCUCGAGCUUGGCAGAACAGGUCGUCAAGAUUGGCGCAUAUAGAGCUCAGCUUUGGUCCUACUUGCAGACUAGGAUGGCAAACAUUGCGCCCAACUUGACUGCGCUGGUAGGAGAGCUUGUUGGCGCCAGACUCAUCUCUCACGCCGGUAGCUUGCUGAAUCUCGCAAAACACCCAGCUUCUACCGUCCAAAUUCUUGGUGCAGAGAAGGCCCUUUUCAGAGCACUCAAGACAAAGCACGAUACACCGAAGUACGGACUGAUUUACCAUUCCUCUUUGGUUGGCCAAGCGCCUCAGAAGCUAAAGGGAAAGAUGGCAAGAAUGGUUGCUACCAAGGCAGCCCUUUCGAUCAGAUUGGAUGCGCUUGCAGAUGCGGAAGCCGAGACUGCCCCCACGAUUGGUCUACAAGAGCGAGGACGACUUGAAGCGCGGCUGAGAGGUCUGGAGCAUCGUACGGACGUUGCCGGCCUACGAUCGGGACCUGGCGCUGGUCCCAAACAGACAGCAUUCACGCCUUCAGGCGGCAGGACGUACAACGCAGCUGCCGAUUCCGUGCCUGCGAGACAGUUUGGCACACCCUCGUCGAAUGCUGCUGCAGCAUCUAGCUCUUCCAAGCCUAUGGACGUGGAUGGAGCACCCAAUGGCGAGGCCAAGCUCAGUAAGGAGGAGAGAAAAGCGCAAAAGAAGGCGAGGAAAUCGGCAGCUGCGGAAAGCGAGGUGGACCUCUCCAUCACGCAGACGGAUGCCGGUGCGGAGUUGUCAAAGGAGGAACGCAAAGCCGCAAAGAAGGCUGCCAAGGCCGCUGCUGCCGCCCAGGACGCCGGCGCGGCAGACGCUUCAGCUUUGCUCGCAGAGGAACAAAAGAAGAAGGAAAGGAAGGAAAAGAAGAAGAGAGCGGCUGAGGCUGAAGCUGCAGAGACGGAUGGGGAUGCUUCCAAGAGGGAGAAGAAGAAGAAGCGCAAAUCUGAAGGCGCCUGAGGAUGAUACGCGACGGUUUUUGUUUUUCAUUCGGCAGACAGCUGCGCAUGCCUCGAUCCUGCCUGGUUUCUUGUCGUCACUCGAGAAUGUCUUCAUGAUGCUAUCCUCACAUUGCCACAUGUGCAACUCAGACUCGCUACUACAUGACUCUUUCGUCUAGUG